AUGAUAACACCUUGUAUUAUUGCAUCAUGAGUUGGAUACACAGACCGUUUGGGUGGUGUAUUGCGCCAAUUAGCAUAUGGGCUGUCAUUUCACAAUUUUCUGCAAAACGUCAAAAGAUAAGAGAAGGAGAACAAAAAGAAGCAGGACAGUCCAAUUGGCAAAAACAUUUAAGACGUGUGUAAAUUUAAUUUUCGAGUCGACUUGUUUCUUUCAUUAAUUUAAAACAAUUAAAUUCGGUAACUUUUAUCAAAAAAUUUCAAGUGUAUUUAAGCAGGCUAUAAUGGAGACGGAUUUAGGUGAUGAAAUGCAAAUGCAUGAGGAGCAAAAAGAAAAUAUAACUGACAAAGAGAAAGCUGAACAUGAAGGCGCAAGCAGCAUCAAAAAAGAGGAUAUUGAAAACAAAAAUAAUAAAUCAUUUUUGGAUAUGGCUCCCUCGCAGGCCAAUCUUUUGGUUUCAACCUCAAAACUGGAAGAUCGCAAUAUAGAAGAACCAUUGGCGGUACCGGAUGGUGUGUCAGAAAAUGUCGAUUUACCUUCUACAAGUGGUUGUGAUUUGGCGAAAAUAAAAAUUCAGGAUUCUGCUGAAAAAUCUGCUGCUCAUAAAAAUUUUACCCAAAAAAUUGCCACGCUUCAAGAAAAGUCAAAAAAUGUACGGGCUAAAUUAGGAUUGCAUCGGCGUGAAUUACAGCAGCAGUGUGCUCUUGUUUCGCAAUCGCCCCAAGUUUGUCAUAUCAAUGACAGGUUGGCAGCAAAAGCAAUGACUGCUUUGCGUGCCAACACAUCUCGUGGCACUGAUAAUUCGCAAACACCUAGCACAGCUACGCAGUCUGCAGUUGAAGUUAAUGCAAAUGCAAACAGUUUAACUGUACAACAUCAGCGUCCUUCACGACGAGAUCUGCAGGAACAAUUGGAAGGUUUGCAAGAGCUACUUAAUCAACUGACUCUUAAAAAUCCUCAGCUGAAAGAGUGCGUUCAAGAAUUAGCGCAAGGUAAUCCCAAACUACGCCAACUUGAUCUCUUUGCAGCGGUUGGGCCCGAAAAAGCCAUUAGGGCAUCUGAACCUGUACCAAGCGUUUCCCGAUCUCAGAGUAACGCAAAACAAAGGCGAGAAUCAGAAGUAUCUAAUGCCAGCACGACAACAUCACAAAAGGAUACAGCUACCAAUACAAAUGACAACAGCAAUGGUGCACAGAAAAGCAGUCGAAAACGCGCACGUAACCGUAAAAAUAAGACCAUCAAACCCAGUAAAAGCCAGGCAAGUGAACAGGAAGCAUUGUGUAAAUACAUAAAUAGCAUUGUGAGCCAAUAUUUAGGCGUAGAGAAAAAACAAAAGGCCGAUGAACUGGAAUUUAAAGGCACCUUCGAUGAUUUGGAGGCGCAUGCACAGAAAUUAGUGCAGGAAGGUAUUGGACGCAUUGUGGAAGAAGAAAUAAGAAUUAACCGCAAGAAUAAUAGGCAAUCAUUUAUUGUCAUGUCUGCCGAUCGGGAAGGUGUUGAACGUGAUGGCAUUAUAUUACUGCCUGUGGGAAGGCGUUACGCUUUUGAGGGUGAUUUAGUGCGUGCUUUUGUAAUGAAUGCUGGCAUGGCAGCGACCUCAACAACAUCACAACAUGCAAAGGAUGCCCAUGAAACAUCAACUAAGGAGGAUAAAAAGGAGGAUGUCGGAUCAUCUGCAAUAACGGGUGGCAAAGAGAAUUCAUUUUGCCUAGGUGAUGACGAGGAUCCUUUUGAAGACACCGAAUCGCCGGAUUCUGAUGUCGAUGUUGAUCAGAAUGAUUUAGAUACAUCUGCCGUUGUAGUGCCGGAUAAUUGCCCCAAAUCCUUCGUUAUAUCUAUUGUAAAACAAACGCAGUUGCGAGAAGUUGUGGGCGCUAUAUCCUUCAAGAAUUCCAUGAAGCUAAAUAACGAAACAAACUAUUACAAACUAAAACCGUACGACAUGCGCGUUCCAAUGGUUUACAUUCCAGUAGACGCAUGUGCUUCACACAUCACAUCCGAGAAUAAGGCUGAUAUCUGUGGAUUACUUUAUUUGGUGCGAAUUCUUGAAACCGACAUUAAUGGCCAUUGCAUUGGCGAACUAGUACAGCCGGUGGGAAAAGUGGGUAAUAUGGAGUCAGAACUGAAAGCAAUACUUCUGCAUAAUGGUCUAAAGGAUAUAAAACCUUUUGACCAACGUUUUAAUGAUCUAUAUGCACAACCCGAUCAGCCUAUAAGUGCAUCGGACUUGCGUGGUCGAGAAGAUUGGCGAAGGAAAUGUGUUUUUACUAUUGAUCCGUUGACAGCGCGUGAUCUUGAUGAUGCCGUUUCAAUGGAGCGUUUGGGCGAUGAUUUAUAUGAAGUAGGUGUCCAUAUCUCUGAUGUAGCUCAUUACUUGAAGGAAGAUAGCGAACUGGAUAAUAUCGUUAAGCAACGCGCUACCUCCAUAUACUUAGUAAACGAAGUUAUUCAUAUGCUGCCGCAAACAUUAUGUUUUAAAUGCUCUCUACUGCCGGGCGAGGAUAAAUUUGCUUUCUCCGUUUUCUGGCGCAUGAAUACGCGUGGGGAAGUUUUGGGACAACCACGAUUCACGCGUACAGUCGUUAAUUCUUGCGUACAAUUAGCCUAUGAGCAUGCACAAAAGGUCAUUGAAAAUCCGAAUGAAGAAUUUGGUAUCGAUGAUUUUCCGACUAUUUGCAACGGAUUCAGUGUAGCCGAUAUUUGUGCAAGAAUAAAAAUUUUAAAUACAAUAGCAGAACAUAUGCGCCAGAAGCGCUUCGAUGGUGGUGCACUAUCAAUUAACAAUCCAAAGUUGCGUUUCAAUUUAGACCCAAAAACCGGAGAGCCGCUAAGCUAUGAAGUGGAUAGCCGUUUCGAAGCAAAUUUUUUAAUUGAAGAAUUUAUGUUGCUGGCAAAUCAAUCGGUUGCGCGGUUCAUUUUUAAUCGAUAUCCAAAUUUAUCUAUAUUGCGCAAUCAUGCGCCACCACUUUCGAAAUCUAUGAAAAAUUUGCGCGAGAAAUUGGCCAAUUUGGGCAUGGAAUUGGAUUGCUCAAGUUCCAAAACAGUCUAUGAAAGCAUGCAAAAAUUGUGUCGUCAAGCUAAGGAUCCCCAAGCAAUGGAUGCUUGUUUGAGCACGUUGCUUACAAAGCCAAUGGCACGAGCCAAGUAUUUUUGCAGUGAAGGCAAAUCGGAGGAGGCAGAUUUAUGGCAUUACGCUCUUUCUAUACCGAUAUAUACACACUUUACUAGUCCAAUACGUCGCUACCCUGAUGUUCUUGUGCACAGAGUACUCGCCGCUGCAUUAGACUACUGCCCACCGCCCAAACGCACCACAGACGAACUGCACAUGCUUGCCAAAAUUUGCAAUGACCAAAAAUAUAAUGCUAAAAAUGCUGGAGAUGAAUCAAUUAAUCUCUUCUUUAAACGUUAUAUCAAAGAAAAGCAAUCAAUUACAUUGCGUGCUGUGGUUACCGAAAUCUUUCAGCAUCUAUUGAAUGUGGUCACUAUUGAAACUGGACACUCGAUAAGUAUUAAUUUUAAAAUGCAAAAAGUAUUGGUUGACACAUCAAAUGCACCUGCAUAUGUACUCAUUGCCGAGCGGAAUUCAAAAAAUCCACCGGUGAAAUUGCAACUGUUCUCCACCGUCGAUGUGAAGCUAGUCAUUUGGGAUGAGAAAGUUUGUGGGUUUUUCGCUUCGCCAGAUCCUAAGCAACGUCAAAUUAACAGUAUAGAAUUGUCGAAGAAAAAGCAACAAGGCGGGAGUAGCGCUAAUAAUUCUCUAAGCGAGAGUAGUGGCACACGUAAACAGCGUCGUACAUCACAGCGUUCAGCACAAGAGUUAAAUGAUGCGAAAACACAAUCACCAGCUACCGGUGCUAAAUCGAAAUCAAAGCAGAAUAAUAAUAAUAAAAAGAGCAAUGAAAAACGUAUUUACGCUGUUCUACCUGAUGGCGAAAAGAAUUAAUAUUGGACUGAACAUUAAUUAGUUCCUUAAAAAUUUUCAAAUAAUCUACUCAAAAGCAAUAUACAAUUCGAAUCGCGAUUCUUUUUUUCCAAUUUUAAUACAAAUUGACAAACUAAUGGACUAUUACUUGUAAUGCCUUACCAAAACACAUGCGAUAAAUAUGUAUAAACUAUUCUGCGUCCGCAAACGGAUUUAUGAUGAAUUUGGUCAAAUUAUACCUCAAUGUCUUGCCAUGCACUACCGGGCAAUGUGUAUUAAUUUUUCAACUCUUUAAUUGUAUAAUUUUUGUUAAAAGACAACACUCAUGCAUACAUACAUAUUGAAGUACCCAUAUACAAAAUUUUUUCAAUCGUUUUUAAUAGAUUUCGCCGUGGAAGCGGAAAUUUAGACAUACCUACUAUAUACAUAAAUAUGCGCGGUAAACGUAUACAAUUUUUUACGAUAAAUUAUUGAUACCGACCAAAAAUUGUAUGUUUAUUGUAUAAGCAAAAGUAAAUCAUUAAAAUGUGAUCUUCAUCAUAAAAAAAGCAUACAAACGCAGUAGUUGUAUGUAUGUAUUUAUAUUUUAAGCUAUUUUGUAUAGUUUAGCGAAUUUUUACCAACAAAUCGAAUUUGAGAAACAAAUACAAAUAAAGAGACAAACAAAGAUGAUAGAAUAUCGUAUCGCA
Rhagoletis zephyria (snowberry fruit fly) is the source of this 4608-nucleotide messenger RNA. Its product is annotated as DIS3-like exonuclease 2. Gene Ontology annotation, cellular component: P-body. The record is from RefSeq and is a predicted model, not a curated record. Gene Ontology annotation, molecular function: RNA binding; 3'-5'-RNA exonuclease activity. Gene Ontology annotation, biological process: miRNA catabolic process; mRNA catabolic process. Lineage: Eukaryota; Metazoa; Arthropoda; Insecta; Diptera; Tephritidae.